CAAAUGUUGAUGAUAAAUUGGCAUACACAACUGACGGAACUCUGGUCCUGUUUUUCCAUAAUUUUCAUAGCUUUCACUCACUCAAAGCUUAAGCGCAUUUGCUAAAAAAAAAAAGAAGAAAAUUAUUGAUAAAUAUUUCCUAUUUUAUUAUUCUUCGAAAUCAAAUCAUAUAUUCUCAAAUUCUCUCGUCCAGAUUUCCGACUCUUUCAAGCUUAAAAAAAAAAAGAACAGAAAGAAGCGUUAUUAAAAUUUUUAAUUAGAUUUUGUUACGAAGUGUUAACAAGGAAGAUGAGUAAUAGCGUGGGCCAGAAUUUGAUACAGCAGCAUUUCCUCCGUCCCACGGUUUUAGAGCAUCAAAUCAAGCUAAAAGGUUCUUCUGGCAUCGCUUCAAAUUCCUUGUGUGCCACUGCUUCUCUGAAUCAAUCGCUAGCUCAGCCACGCAAAUAUCAGAUAUCUACUAAAUUUUAUGGUAACAGUUUGAGUAAGAGGAAACACAAAUUAGCCAUGGGGAGCCAACGCCCUCUGGCCUUCAUCCCUCAAGCCGUGUUAGCCACCGAUCCGGCUUCUGAGAAUCUCGGAAAAUUCAACAUCGACGGGAAUAUUGAAUUGCAGGUUGACGCUAGUGCUCCUACUUCAGGGUCUAUCACAAACGUAAAUUUUAGAGUUAUGUAUACUAGUGACUCUUUGCUCUUGCACUGGGGUGCAAUACGUGGUAGUAAUGACAAGUGGGUACUUCCUUCACGUCAACCAGAAGGGACCAGAAACCACAAGAAUAGAGCCCUAAGAACUCCAUUUGUGAAGUCCGGCUCCAGUUCAUAUUUAAAGUUAGAAAUUGAUGAUCCUCAAAUAGAAGCUAUAGAGUUUCUCAUAUUUGAUGAAGCCCGAAAUAAAUGGAUAAAGAAUAAUGGUCAGAACUUUCAUGUAAAGUUACCACGGAGGAAGACAUUGGUCUCAAACAUUUCAGUUCCUGAGGAUCUUGUUCAGAUUCAGGCAUAUUUAAGGUGGGAGCGAAAGGGUAAACAGAUGUAUACCCCUGAGCAAGAAAAGGAGGAAUAUGAAGCAGCUCGUGCUGAGCUAUUGGAGGAAAUAUCCAGGGGUGCUUCUGUGGACGACAUCCGGUCAAAAAUAACAAAAAAAAGUGGACAAGAAUAUAAGGAGACUGCUAUUAAAGAAGAAAAUAACAAGAUACCUGAUGAUCUCGUCCAAAUACAAGCCUAUAUAAGAUGGGAGAAAGCAGGGAAGCCGAGUUAUUCACCGGAGCAACAGCUUAGGGAAUUUGAGGAAGCAAGGAAAGAGUUGCAAUCUGAACUAGAGAAAGGUGCAUCUCUUGAUGAAAUCCGAAAGAAGAUUACCAAAGGAGAAAUAAAGACUAAAGUGGCAAAGCAACUGCAGAACAAAAAAUAUUUUAGUCCUGAACGAAUCCAGCGCAAGCAGAGGGACUUGAUGCAGCUUCUUAAUAAGCAUGCAGUAAAAGCGGUAGAAGAAAGUAUCUCUGUUGAAGUUGAACCCAAACCAUUGACAGCUGUUGAGCCUUUUGCUAAAGAAAAGGAGCUGGAUGGCAACCCUGUUAUGAGCAAGAAAAUUUACAAAGUUGGUGAGAAGGAGCUUUUGGUACUAGUAACCAAACCUGCUGGUAAGAUAAAGAUCCACGUAGCCACUGAUUUGGAAGAACCUCUUACCCUUCACUGGGCUCUAUCUGAAAAAGAUGGAGAGUGGCUGGCACCACCACCUGCUGUUCUUCCUCCUGGUUCAGUUUCUUUAGAAAAGGCUGCUGAAUCAAAAUUUUCAACAAGCACUUCUGGUGAUCUUCCUAAACAGGUGCAAUGCAUUGAGAUGGAGAUUGCGGAUGGCAAUUUUAAAGGGAUGCCAUUUGUUCUUCUGUCUGGUGGGAAGUGGAUAAAAAAUAAUGGCUCUGACUUCUAUGUAGAAUUCAGCCAGAGAUUCAAGCAAGCUCAAAAGGAUGCUGGUGAUGGCAAAGGUACUUCAAAGGUUUUACUGGAUAGAAUAGCUGCACUGGAGAGUGAGGCGCAAAAGUCUUUUAUGCACCGGUUUAAUAUAGCGUCAGACUUAAUGGACCAAGCAAAAAAUACCGGUAAAUUGGGUCUUGCUGGGAUAUUGGUAUGGAUGAGGUUUAUGGCUACAAGGCAGCUCAUAUGGAACAAAAACUACAAUGUGAAACCACGCGAGAUAAGUAAGGCACAGGAUAGACUGACUGACUUGCUACAGAGUAUUUACACCACUCAUCCACAGCAUCGGGAGCUUUUGCGCAUGAUUAUGUCUACCGUUGGUCGUGGAGGCGAAGGGGAUGUGGGACAAAGAAUUAGGGAUGAAAUACUGGUCAUCCAGAGACACAAUGAUUGCAAGGGAGGAAUGAUGGAGGAAUGGCACCAGAAGUUACAUAAUAAUACCAGUCCCGACGAUGUUAUAAUCUGUCAGGCAUUGAUUGAUUAUAUUAAAAGUGACUUUGACAUCAGUGUCUACUGGAAGACCCUAAAUGAGAAUGGAAUAACAAAGGAGCGCCUCUUAAGUUAUGAUCGUGCUAUCCAUUCUGAACCAAGUUUUAGGAGAGAUCAGAAGGAUGGUCUUUUGCGUGAUCUUGGACAUUAUAUGAGAACCUUGAAGGCGGUUCACUCUGGUGCAGAUCUUGAGUCUGCUAUUUCUAAUUGCAUGGGCUACAGAGCGGAGGGUCAAGGUUUCAUGGUUGGGGUGCAAAUAAAUCCUAUACCUGGCUUGCCAUCAGGAUUUCCAGACUUGCUUCGAUUUGUUCUUGAACACAUUGAAGACAGAAAUGUAGAAGCCUUGCUUGAGGGCUUGCUUGAGGCUCGUCAAGAGCUUAGACCACUGUUGCUCAAGUCUACUGGUCGUCUAAAAGAUCUUUUGUUUUUAGACAUUGCCCUUGACUCUACUGUUAGGACAGCUAUUGAAAGAGGUUAUGAGGAGCUGAAUAAUGCUAGACCAGAGAAAAUCAUGCAUUUCAUCACUCUUGUUCUAGAAAACCUUGUGCUUUCUUCAGAUGACAAUGAGGAUCUGGUCUAUUGUUUGAAGGGAUGGCACCAUUCCAUAAGCAUGUGCAAGAGUAAAAGUGCUCACUGGGCAUUGUAUGCAAAAUCAGUACUAGACAGAACUCGCCUUGCACUGGCUAGCAAAGCUGAGACGUACCAGCGUAUCUUGCAACCAUCAGCAGAAUAUCUUGGCUCAUUGCUUGGAGUAGACCAGUGGGCUAUCAACAUAUUCACAGAAGAAAUUAUCCGUGCUGGAUCAGCUGCAACUCUAUCCUCUCUAAUUAACAGACUUGAUCCUGUUCUUCGAGAGACUGCUCAUCUUGGCAGUUGGCAGGUUAUCAGUCCAGUUGAGGUUGUUGGAUAUGUUGAAGUUGUGGACGAGCUGCUUUCUUUGCAGAAUAAAUCUUAUAACCGACCUACUAUUUUAGUGGCAAAAAGUGUAAAGGGAGAGGAAGAAAUUCCGGAUGGUACAGUUGCUGUGUUGACCCCUGACAUGCCAGAUGUUUUGUCACAUGUUUCUGUCCGAGCAAGAAAUUGCAAGGUUUGCUUUGCUACUUGUUUUGAUCCUAAUAUUCUGGCUGACCUACAAGCAAAAAAAGGGAAACUGUUGUGCCUAAAACCUUCAUCUGCAGAUGUAGUUUAUAGUGAGGUGAAGGAAGGUGAGCUAGUUGAUUCAAGUUCAAGCAACUUGAAGGGAGAUGGUCCAUCUGUCACUUUGGUCAGAAAGCAGUUUGUUGGUAAAUACGCCAUAUCAGCAGAGGAGUUUACACCUGAAAUGGUUGGUGCUAAAUCACGCAACAUCUCAUAUCUAAAAGGAAAAGUGCCAUCUUGGGUUGGGAUUCCCACAUCAGUUGCCCUUCCAUUUGGAGUAUUUGAGAAGGUUCUUGCAGAAGAAGCAAACAAGGAAGUGGAUCAAAAGUUGCAAAUUUUGAAGAAGAAAUUAGGAGGAGGAGACUUUGGUGCACUUGAGGAAAUCCGUCAGACGGUUCUGCAGCUGAGGGCACCAUCCCAAUUGGUGCAAGAGCUGAAGACCAAGAUGCUGACUUCUGGCAUGCCUUGGCCUGGAGAUGAAGGUGAGCAGAGGUGGGAGCAAGCAUGGACUGCUAUAAAGAAGGUAUGGGCUUCAAAAUGGAAUGAGAGAGCAUAUUUCAGCACCAGGAAAGUCAAACUAGAUCACGACUACCUCUGUAUGGCUGUCCUGGUUCAGGAAGUAAUCAAUGCUGACUAUGCAUUUGUUAUUCAUACUACUAAUCCAUCGUCAGGGGACACUUCAGAGAUCUAUGCUGAGGUUGUCAAGGGACUUGGAGAAACUCUUGUUGGAGCUUAUCCAGGUCGUGCUUUGAGUUUUGUUUGCAAGAAAAACAAUCUCAACUCUCCUCAGGUUUUGGGAUAUCCAAGCAAACCAAUUGGUCUCUUCAUAAGGCGUUCCAUUAUCUUCCGAUCUGAUUCUAAUGGUGAAGAUCUAGAAGGUUAUGCAGGUGCUGGCCUUUAUGACAGUGUGCCAAUGGAUGAAGAAGAGAAAGUGGUGGUUGAUUACUCAUCGGACCCGUUGAUAAAUGAUGGCAAGUUUCAACAAGCAAUCCUUUCUAGCAUUGCUGGUGCAGGAAAUGCCAUAGAGGAACUGUAUGGAUCUCCACAAGACAUAGAAGGUGUGAUCAGAGAUGGGAAGGUGUAUGUUGUCCAGACAAGACCCCAGAUGUGAUCCUCUCAUUUGUUUCUUUUUAGUAUAAUAAUUAUAUUCUUUGGGCAGUGUUUUUUUGCCUAUGCCGACGUUGUAAAAUGAGUAAAACAUACAACACUGAAGAAGAGGUGAAAAUGAAAUAAAAACAAAAUGUAUAAAGAAAGAAUAAAUAUUCUAAAUCGCAGAACUAAGAACUUGUUUGUACGUGUAUGCAUACAUUAUAUGAAGAUGUUUCCUGGGGUCCUAUUCUAUCUACUCUUAAA
Gossypium arboreum is the source of this 4946-nucleotide messenger RNA. Its product is annotated as alpha-glucan water dikinase, chloroplastic. Gene Ontology annotation, molecular function: kinase activity; ATP binding. Gene Ontology annotation, biological process: phosphorylation. The coding region runs from base 289 to 4704 and encodes 1471 amino acids. The transcript is spliced from 34 exons. The record is from RefSeq and is a predicted model, not a curated record. Lineage: Eukaryota; Viridiplantae; Streptophyta; Magnoliopsida; Malvales; Malvaceae.